CUGUUGUGGAUAAACACUUGAGGGAACGUACAGGAUCCCCCAGGAGCAAUAAAUGCCGGCUCUGUUUCCCUCCAGGUGCGGCAGGCGAGCCAGAGCUGCAGGUGAUCCAGCCUGACAAGUCCGUGUCUGUCGCAGCCGGACAGACAGCCACUCUGCAGACAGCCACUCUGCGCUGCACCGUGACCUCCCUGUACCCCAUUGGGCCGGUUGAGUGGUUCCGGGGGACAGGGCCAGCCCGGGAGUCAGUCUACAAUUUCAAAGGAGGCCACUACCCCCGAGUAACAAAUGUUUCAGAUGUCACGAAGAGAAAUGCCACGGACUUUUCCAUCCGCAUAGCAGACACGGGAGCCUACUACUGUGUGAAGUUCCAGAGAGGCAGCCCUGAUGUGGAGUUUAAGUCUGGACCCGGCACGCAGGUCACCGUGAGCGCCAAACCCUCUCCCCCCGUGGUGUCGGGCCCCGCGGCCAGGGCCUCGCCUGAGCAGACAGUGAGCUUCACCUGUGAGUCCCACGGCUUCUCCCCCAGAAACAUCACCCUGAGAUGGUUCAAAAACGGGAAUGAGCUGGCAGCCUCCCAGACCACCGUGGACGCAGAGGGACACGGCACUUCCUACAACAUCUCUAGCAUGACCAGGCUGGUGCUGGCCCCGGGGGACGUUCGCUCCCAGGUCAUCUGUGAGGUGACCCACGUGACCCUGCAGGGGGGCCCUCCUCUCCGUGGGACUGCCAACUUGUCUGCGGUCCUCCGAGUUCCGCCCACCUUGGAGGUUUCCCAGCAGCCCGUGGCAGGGGACCAGGUGAAUGUCACUUGCCAAGUGACGAAGUUCUACCCCCGGCACCUACAGCUGACCUGGUUGGAGAACGGAAACGUGUCCCGAACAGAAAUGGCCUCAGUGGCCUCGAGCCUCAUAGAGAACAAGGAUGGGACGUUUAACUGGACGAGCUGGCUCCUGGUGAAAUCAUCCACCCACAGGGAAGAUGUGGUGCUCACGUGCCAGGUGCAGCAUGACAGGCAGCCUGCGAUCACCAAAAACUGUACCCUUGUGGCCUCUGCCCACCAGAAAGACCAGGGUGAGACCUCAAUGAUCCUGUUCCUAGCGUCCUGCCCCCUGCUCCUUCCCCUGACAGUGAUUAAGUCCCUGCCCCUCCAGCCACCCCCUGCUCCUGCUCUUUCUUACCUGGGCAUGCUCUCUUAUCCCUUCUAGACCUUUCCAUCACCACCCCAGGAAAUGUCUGCACCUGCCACUCUAAAAUUCUGGAAGGGACCCUGAGGACCUGGAGAUUUGAGUCUUGACCAGGCUCCCGGGUGACCGUGUGUGCUCACACCUGGGGUCUCCUUCAUCCCCUUGUUUGUGUCAGCAGGCCAGCAAUAUUCAUGAUUGCUCACAACACAUUUACUUUAUGCCAACUCCAGUUCAUUUCUGGUCUCCUUUCCUGCCUCAACCAACCCUGUGACCUGGAAUUUUACAGAAGGGACUCAGGGAGC
This is a messenger RNA of Ailuropoda melanoleuca (giant panda), 1486 nucleotides long. RefSeq names its product tyrosine-protein phosphatase non-receptor type substrate 1. The annotation marks the transcript as partial. NCBI's taxonomy places the organism in Eukaryota, Metazoa, Chordata, Mammalia, Carnivora, Ursidae. The transcript is spliced from 3 exons. The record is from RefSeq and is a predicted model, not a curated record.